AUGAAAACAAAAGAUUCCGUGAAAGACGACGUCCUUCUACUCAAAGCUCUGCCACGUCAACCAUGGGAACUCGAUCAUGAGAACAUUGAAAUUCUGAAGAAACUGGGAGAAGGAGCAUUCGGAGAAGUUAGUAUGGGGAAGUUGAAGUUUCGAAAAGGAGGAAAAACGGUGAAUGUUGCAAUAAAACAAGCGAAACUCUCGAAUCUGACGAAAGAUCAAAUCAAGGAAUUUAUGGGAGAAGCGAGAGUUAUGAGACAGUUCGGACACCCGCAUGUCGUCCGUUUCUAUGGAGUUGCAGCCACGACUGAACCACUUUAUAUGGUUAUGGAACUGGCGACAAAUGGAGCAUUGGAUAGUUAUUUGAAGAAGAAUCCAGACUUGGCAAUUGAAAAGAAGAAUGAAAUGAUACUUCAGGCGGCAUGGGGACUCGAGUACUUGCAUAGUAAACCUGUGAUGCAUCGGGAUAUUGCCGCGAGAAAUUGUCUGUAUGGAGAUGGAAGAGUCAAGAUUUCGGAUUUCGGAUUGACUAGACAUGGAUUGACGUAUCAGGCAGACCCAAACAAGAAAGCUCCGAUCCGUUGGCUCUCGGUUGAAGUCAUCACUCAACGUCUGUUCUCUCUGAAAAGUGAUGUUUGGGCAUAUGCAGUCAUGAGUUGGGAAAUCUAUAACAAUGGAAUAGAGCCGUAUCCUGGAAUGAUGGUUGCCGAAGUAGCACAGAGAGUUCUCGGUGGAUAUCGGAUGGAACUACCGGAUAGUCUCAGUUUGGAAAUUAAAGUUCUUAUUGCAAGAGCCUGGGCUCAAAACGAGAAUGAGAGACCGUCGAUGGCUGAAAUCGCUCUGGAACUUCAACGUAUUACUGGAAUUGUCAGACCGGAUUUCGUAGCGAUGGAGGCUCAGAUCAAGAAGGAAUUGAUGGUUGCGAACAAUUUGACGAAUAAGUCGCAUGUUCGAAAGAAUAAAGCACAGAAAGGACGAUUGCCGAAGGGAAUGUAG
This is a messenger RNA of Caenorhabditis remanei, 993 nucleotides long. RefSeq lists its product as uncharacterized. Bases 1 to 993 code for a protein of 330 amino acids. The record is from RefSeq and is a predicted model, not a curated record. Gene Ontology annotation, molecular function: protein tyrosine kinase activity; ATP binding. NCBI's taxonomy places the organism in Eukaryota, Metazoa, Nematoda, Chromadorea, Rhabditida, Rhabditidae. Gene Ontology annotation, biological process: protein phosphorylation. The transcript has 3 exons.